AUGGUGCCCAGAAUCGGGGUGAUGCCAUUGGUUCCACGUCUGGGGAAGGCGAUUGUCUUUUUUCCCCUCUAUGGUUGGUUCCCAAUGAAAUUAAUAUCAUGGAAUUAUAGGGGUGUGGUCAAUGGCCGUGUUAAGAAGAAUGUCAAAGAGCUCUUAAGCACGUCCAAGGCUGAUGCACUCUGCCUCCUUGAGAUUCGUUCUCCCAAUGCUAAGGGAAUGAUUAACGUUGCCAAUAAUCUUGGGUAUACUAACCAUUUUAUUGUUGAGCCAAUUAGUUUUACAGGGGAUUUAUUACUUUUCUGGAAACAUAGUCUCCUUGACCUUGAGGUGAUAGCGCAUACUUCUCAAGCUAUUCACACAAGGGUUAAACAAGGAAUUGAUGUGAUUUUUGUCACCUUUGCCUAUGCCAGACUGAAUAUCUUGGCUAAAAAUAGAUUCUGGGAUAAUUGUAAAGUUGUUGGUGGCCUUAACGAUAUUGGCUCGGUGGAUGAGCAAUGGGGAAGCGACUCAGUCAAUAAUGCCAGCCUCCAAAGAUUUGUCAAUGCAUAUAGCAAUUGUGGUCUGAUUGAUCCCGGGUGUUCAGGUCUAAAAUUCACCUGGAGCCGGACAACGAGGAAUAGGGUGAUUCAAAUGCGUAGGUUUGACAGGGUUCUACGGAAUGUUGAUGCUCAGUUGGCAUUUCCGGAGCGUAAGGUGCUCGUGCUCCCGAGGUUAUGUUCUGAUCAUAAUCUAAUGGUCUUCAUGGAUGUGGCAGGUACACAUCCUAAUAAUAAUUUGCGUCCAAAAUGUUUUGAAGCAGCUUGGCUGACGAGGGAGGACUAUGGGACUAUUUCGAGUAAUGCUACUCGGUCACGGGACCGAAGCAUUGAAGAUGUUAUUUGGAAUCAAAAUGUCUUUGGAAAUAUUUUUAAAAAUAAACGACAUUUGGAAGCCAGAAUCCUAGGGAUCCAACAAACGGCUAACUACACGGCGUUUGCGAGCCUGCAAGCCUUGGAGAAAUGUCUCACUAAUGAACUUAGUGAAAUUCUAGACCAAGAGGAAGCCUUGUGGUUCCGGAAAUCUAGAAAGGACCGGAUUUGCGAUGGGGACUGCAAUACACGUUUCUACCACAAUACUACUAUGAUCAGAAGGAACAAGAAUCGCGUUUGA
Ipomoea triloba (trilobed morning glory) is the source of this 1149-nucleotide messenger RNA. RefSeq lists its product as uncharacterized. Lineage: Eukaryota; Viridiplantae; Streptophyta; Magnoliopsida; Solanales; Convolvulaceae. Bases 1 to 1149 code for a protein of 382 amino acids. The record is from RefSeq and is a predicted model, not a curated record. The transcript has a single exon.